Messenger RNA from Corapipo altera (White-ruffed manakin), 996 nucleotides. It is a transcript of the gene STRIT1, whose product is annotated as sarcoplasmic/endoplasmic reticulum calcium ATPase regulator DWORF. The transcript is spliced from 3 exons. Gene Ontology annotation, biological process: regulation of slow-twitch skeletal muscle fiber contraction; regulation of ATPase-coupled calcium transmembrane transporter activity. The record is from RefSeq and is a predicted model, not a curated record. Bases 783 to 890 code for a protein of 35 amino acids. NCBI's taxonomy places the organism in Eukaryota, Metazoa, Chordata, Aves, Passeriformes, Pipridae.
GGAUCACUCUGAGGGAUCUUCACACGCAGCUCCCCUUUGCUGUGACAUGACCCGCUGUGCAGUUUGUGCUUUUGGCUCAGAUCUGGCACUUGUCUCCAUGUUUUUUCUCCUUUGAAUUAGAGACAGUUUGCAAUAAUUUAUCCUGUUUAGGACAAAAUAAUUCUCAGAUUGUUUUAGGAAUAUUCCUUCCUGGAAUUUUGUUGUCCACUUCCCCCAGGAGUGCUGAAAACCUGUGGUUGUACCCUGUACUCAUUCAGGGGGAGGGAGCUGAAUGUGCCUCUGUGCUUUGUGCAGAAUGAGGUUCCUGGUGGUGCUUAGGAAAGAACUAAUAACUGCAGAAGUAUCCUGAGUAGGGCUUGGCUUGGGUUUUGAUAGGAGAGGGACAAGAGGAGAUGUGGGGGAUUAAGAACUGGGUCCCUGUCACGCUCUAAAUAUGUGGAUGGUCAUAAAUAUUAUCUGAACUUACCAUGUGGUGUUUCAUGGCUAUAAAGAGACCACAGAGCACUUUUCACCCUUGUUUCUCUCCCCCUUCAAAAACUGAGCCCCCUUUAUUCACUUUGCUCGGAGACAGAUGUGCAGCUGGAGGACCAGGCAGAGGUAACCCUGAAUCCCCUGAAUUCCUGCCUUUUUAGACAAUUGCAUGCAUAGAGCCAAACCCUGGCACGAGUGAGCCAGGCAGCUGCAGCACAUUCCAAAUAUCGCUCUAUUUAAAGCAUCCCCAAGGCUCCCAGAACAACUGCAGAGACAAACCUUAAACCUGCCAUUAAACCAGCAGAGGGGGAAUGGCAGAACCAGCCCCAGCCCCGCUGUCCCGCCUGGUUGUCCCUGUGCUCCUGGCACUUGGCUGGAUCCUGGGAUGUGCCCUCAUGGUUUACAUUGUCUUCUCCUGAUGGCAGACAGAAGAAUUUACAGGGAUGUUGAUUAGAAGAACCUGGAAGUUCAAUUGAGAUUUCUAAUGGCUAAAAUAAGUAUAAAAUGAGUUAUUUUUAAUAUCAA